Ostertagia ostertagi is the source of this 285-nucleotide messenger RNA. Lineage: Eukaryota; Metazoa; Nematoda; Chromadorea; Rhabditida; Trichostrongylidae. The record is from the annotation of a GenBank genome assembly.
GAAACGGUCAAGGCUGCCUUCAGAAAAGCAGCGCAGUUAUGGAGGGACGACACGUGCAUUGAUAUCAAAGAAUACGAAGAUUUUGGACCGGGUUUUCGUACUGUGAAUUUCCUUGACGUGGAAGAUGGAGACGGAUGCGUUUCGCAAGUUGGUAAACCAAACGAAGGUCCGCAACCUCUCACACUCGGCAAAGGCUGUGGAUCGGUAUGGGUUCAGAGCACUUUCCUUUAUUACACUCAAGUUAUUCACUACAAGAUACUGAAUAGUUCCCUCAAUUCGCAUUGA